Molecule: messenger RNA, 1172 nt
Organism: Phascolarctos cinereus (koala)
Lineage: Eukaryota; Metazoa; Chordata; Mammalia; Diprotodontia; Phascolarctidae
Product: histone H1.5-like
Biological process (GO): nucleosome assembly
Cellular component (GO): nucleosome
Molecular function (GO): DNA binding; structural constituent of chromatin
Source: RefSeq, a predicted model, not a curated record
UAUAUAUAAGUGGGUCAGCGCGGAGCUCGCUUAUUCGCGAGUCCGCGGCGUCCUCUAGUGACUUCUUGCUGUCGCUGCUGUACCGUCCCUUCGCUGCCAUGUCCGAGACGGCACCCGCCGCUCCCGCCGCCCCGGCCCCUGCAGAGAAGACCCCGGCCAAGAAGAAGGGCAAGAGGGCUUCGGCCGCCGGGGGAGCGCGGCGCAAGGCCGCGGGUCCGCCGGUGUCGGAGCUGAUCACGAAAGCCGUGAGCGCCUCCAAGGAGCGCAAUGGCGUGUCCCUGGCAGCCCUGAAGAAGGCGCUGGCGGCCGCAGGCUACGACGUGGACAAGAACAACAGCCGCAUCAAGCUGGGGCUCAAAAGCCUGGUGAGCAAGGGCACCCUGGUGCAGACUAAGGGCACCGGCGCCUCGGGCUCCUUCAAGCUGAACAAGAAGGCCCCGACGGCCGACACGAAGGCUAAGGCCAAGAAGCCGGCGUCGGCCAAGACCAAGAAGGCCGCCGGCGCUUCCAAGAAGCCCAAGAAGGCGACGGGGGCCGCGGGCGCCAAGAAGAGCGUGAAGAAGAGCCCGAAGAAAGCCAAGAAGCCGGCGGCCGCCAAGAAAGCGGCCAAGAGCCCGAAGAAGGCCAAGGCGGCCAAGCCCAAGAAGGUGGCUAAGAGCCCGGCUAAACCCAAGGCGGCCAAGGCCAAGAAGGUGACCAAGCCUAAAGCGGCUAAGCCUAAAGCCGCCAAAAGCAAGAAGGCAGCAGCCAAGAAGUAGAGCUCGAGCCCUCGAAACUUGACACACCCAAAGGCUCUUUUCAGAGCCACCCACUCACCUCAGAAAAAGAGCUGAGCCUACUACUACACACAAGUCCCCUAUAGGAAAAUUAGUUACCACCAAGGCACUAUCUAUAGAGCACUAUAGUGUUUCUAAAUGGCCAUGUCUGACGGCAUACUCAAAUAAAUAAAAACACCCCCCCUCCACUUCCCGACAAAGGAACCGUUUUAAAAGAGAGGGUCAGUUGCUGGUCCUCCAUGCCUAGAGGAUGGGGGCUGGGAGGUUGUUGGAAGGAGGAACAUCAGGGGGGGAAGAAGGGAAAGGAAGUUAGUUAUUGCUCCUCCAAGUCCGUAGUCCCAUUAGCCAUACUUAUUCGGGAAGGGGAAUGGGCUCGGGGCGUCCCCCCGCCCUACU